GACAGUAGAGCAGACCUUCAGAGUCAAGCAGCACUCCUGAUGUGUGAGGAGCUUCCAGGGUCCUAGUCUGUCCUGGUAUCAGGUCCUAGUCUGUCCUCAUAUCAGGCGUUUGUCCGGAUCAAAGAGGAAACUGUCCACGAUGACAUCAUCGUCUCUGUUUCUGCUGUCUCUUCUCAUCUUCUGCUCGGGAGCGGUUUACCCGUGCGUCAUGUGGGCGGGUCUUUUGCCCCCCCUGGCAGCGAUGCAUUGAGGGGGUGUGUUCCUGUAAGCCCCCCUACAUGUGUCCCAGAGAUGGCGUGAAACCCGUUUGUGUGAGGAACCACAAGAGGUACUUCUCCUACUGCCAGGCAAUGGCGAUGUCGUGCAUGAGCAAGACGCCCCUCCUGUCCCACUUCGGCGAGCUCUGCGGGGAAAAAAUAAAGAAGUUCAGAAGCUCAGUAGACAAAACAACCGGCGUCGUCAAGAUCUUCCUCCCUGACAACACAGCAGGGGAGGAGCUACUGGUGUGCCACGAUCAGUGGGACAUAGCGGCGGCGAAUGUGGCCUGCAGGGAGGAGCAUCAGAAUCCAGAGCUGAAAAGCAGGGGCGCAGCGUCAGCCUUCGCCGUCGACUACUCCGAGAUCCGCGGCGGGGAUCAGGAGCUCCCGCGGCGGUGCGUUACGGUCCGCUGCCAGGGCUUCGAGUUAUCUCUGGCCGAGUGUGAGAUCUACAACAAGGUGGACAUCGGUGACGGGGCGGUGGCUGCAGCUCGCUGCUACGAGUCCGAACCUGAGGACUGUGGCUUCACGUGUGCCAACGACAAGUGUGUGUCUCUGAACCAGACAUGCGACGGCGUCGACGACUGCGGCGACCGCAGCGAUGAGAUGUGCUGCAAAGAUUGCAGGAAUGGAGCGUUCCACUGCAACACGGGGGUGUGCGUGCACCCGGACGCCGUCGGCGACGACCAGCUGGACUGUCUGGACGGUGAAGACGAGUCGUCCAAUCACCAGGAUUCCUUCACUCUCAGAACCGCCAAACAACAAGCAGAACCUUCAGAAUACGUCUCUCGCAAAAACGAGACUAGAACCACCAGACGUCUGCUGGAGUCCAAACUGAACUGCGGGAUUCCCAACAUGGAGCUGGUGGAUGACACAGAGGAGCAGACGCGUGGGCAGAGAAGCAGAAAGAAAAGGGUGGUGGGAGGAAUACCGGCCAACCCUACUCAGAUCCAGUGGCAGGUGGCUCUGCAGGAAUACAACAAGAUCGACUGUGGAGGAGCUUACGUGGGCGGGUGCUGGGUCAUCACUGCAGCUCACUGCGUCAGACCGAAUCCUGCUGCCUUCAAGGUCAAGUUCUCUCUGUGGAGAAAGUAUUCCCCUCAAGGAACCACCGAUAUCAUUCCUGUGGAGCAAAUCAUCAUUCAUCCACACUACAACCCCGCCACCUACCAAAACGACAUCGCUCUGGUCAAACUGGAGAAGUAUCCCUACAAAGACUUCUGCGUGGAGGAGAACCCGGCCAUCCGAGCCGUCUGUGUGCCAUGGUCCACGGAGCUCUUCCAGCCCAACCACACCUGCAGCAUCUCCGGGUGGGGUCGGACCAAAGCGGGAAGGUCCUCCGAGGUGCUGCUCUGGGCCAACGUGUCGCUCAUCGAGGGCUGCCAGUCGUCCUACAAGCACCGCUUCAAACCCGGCAUGAUGUGUGCGGGUGAUCCGGAAGGCAGCGUGGACUCGUGUCAGGGGGAUAGCGGGGGUCCUCUGGUUUGCCAGGACCAGCUGGGAGUGUCCUACCUGUGGGGCAUCGUCAGCUGGGGGGAGAGGUGUGGACAGCCUGGGUUCCCUGGAGUUUACACUCAGGUUGCCUAUUACUUUGAAUGGAUCCGGAGUCACACCGGUUGGCCCGCAGUCACCAAAUUCAACUCCUAAUGAGAAGAACCUCCACCGCCUGGACGGAAGGUCGUGGAAACCAAACGGUCCUCAUGGUUUGGUUGAGUUUGCAGACGCCAUCCUGACCAUCAUCGUUCCAGCAGAUUCUGUUCAGGGAGAACUUUUUCUUUCAAACACUGCUGGUUCCUUAAAAUGCUACAACACAAUUCCAUUUACGGAUAUUAGCAUGAAUAUUAAGAAAGGUUUAGAGUGACGAAGAUUUCAUUUUCCACUUCCAGGUGUGAAAACUCAUCAAAGUUCAAAGUUUUCUGUCAUAACUUUCUCCUUUAUUUUGGUAAAAAUAUUCCUACUUAAAAACAAGUAGAACAUUUAUCAAAUAAAAUUAGUUUUAACUAAAUAAAGAUUAUAUUGGAGUUGGAAA
Molecule: messenger RNA, 2286 nt
Organism: Oryzias melastigma (Indian medaka)
Lineage: Eukaryota; Metazoa; Chordata; Actinopteri; Beloniformes; Adrianichthyidae
Gene: cfi
Product: complement factor I
Biological process (GO): proteolysis
Cellular component (GO): membrane
Molecular function (GO): protein binding; serine-type endopeptidase activity
Source: RefSeq, a predicted model, not a curated record